Molecule: messenger RNA, 426 nt
Organism: Diplodia corticola
Lineage: Eukaryota; Fungi; Ascomycota; Dothideomycetes; Botryosphaeriales; Botryosphaeriaceae
Product: stf2-like protein
Exons: 2
Coding region: 1-426 (141 amino acids)
Source: RefSeq, a predicted model, not a curated record
AUGACUCGCACCCACAAGGCCAAUGACCGUGAGCAUGCCGCCGUCACCCCGGGUGUCACCCAGGGCGGCCACCAGGAAACACCUCUGCCUCGCUACUUCGCAAAGCAUGGCCACGUCGACUCUGAACCGAACAAGGUCAAGAAGGACGGCCAUGGAAAAGCCAACUGGGGACGCGAGGGUGAUGAGCUCGAGGACUACGACUACAAGUUGACGAACCCCCGUCGCCGUUCCAACAGCAUGACUGCCCACAACAUGAAGGACUUCAAGACCAAGUUCGAGACCAUUGAGGCCGAGCCCGUCUUUGAGGAGGAGAUUCACGGCCCGCGCAGCGAGGACCACGUCAAUCUCGAGAAGAUGUCGACGAGUGACAGUAGCAACACCGACGGCAGCGUGCACGAGGAGGACGCGGCCCACAAGACAGCUUAA